Messenger RNA from Pygoscelis adeliae (Adelie penguin), 7014 nucleotides. Its product is annotated as KIAA1549 ortholog. Lineage: Eukaryota; Metazoa; Chordata; Aves; Sphenisciformes; Spheniscidae. The record is from RefSeq and is a predicted model, not a curated record. The transcript is spliced from 19 exons. The coding region runs from base 44 to 5593 and encodes 1849 amino acids.
GGACUCAAAGGCGCACCAAAGCACAUCAGGCAGCAGAACACAAAUGGCCUUAGCAAAAAGUACUUUGGAGUCCGAAGAAAAUAAUUUCCUUCAAACGGUUUUAUCAUCAGUUACCGCUCCCUUUGAUGUGACUUUAUUUAACCAAGAAGGAAUGGUCAGGAUUUCAGAAGGGAGAAGUACACCAUUGGUAGAUGUCUCUGUAACAAGCAGUGAGGCAUUCUUAAGCGACAAUGAAUUUAUUAGCUCAUUUCCAAAGGCACAGUGGACUCCUCCACUGAAGUCUUUUGCCGUUUUAACAGAUCAUCACUCAGUUAAUACAGUAGAGCCACCAAGAGAAACGUUAGAAACUGUGUUGUUAACACCUUCGUUAUAUGUCCUUUUUUCACCGUAUGAUAUCUCAAAAACAGCACAGCAAAAGACUCCGUUGAGCGCUGUCCCUGAACUCAGUAACACUCUUAAAGAAUUGAAGCCUUUUGUACCAGAUAGUGAAAUGCUAACUGCAAGCAGAGACUUGCCGUUGUACCCUCCAAAUACAGCUAUUUAUUUCACUUCCAUUCCUUCAGACACAGGAGUUGCAGUGAGGGAAAACAUAAAUGCAAGUUUAACAGCUCUGCCUUUUGGGGAUGCCUCAGAAGGGUCACCUCUUCAUCUCAAGCUGCUGGAUAAAAAUAGCUGUGUGACCCCAGAUGCCACAGCACAGAGUGCAGACCCGUAUGGUGAUAUUUACGCCUAUGUGAGUAGCAGGGCAGCAGAAACUCUGAGUCUAAGGACCUACCCCACUCCAAGCAUUCCCUGGGCCAUGCCAGCCUCAGCAGCCAGUGCUGAGCCUGCUUUGUUUCCUAUUAGUCUUCCACAUGCGUCUUUCCUGCUUCACUCAGCUGCCAUUUCCACAGACUCUAAUACGGUUCUUAACGCCAGCCUGUUUACACAUGAAUUCUCCAGUGCAGCACCAAAUUUGCCUGUCAGUUCAGAAAUACCAAGUCAAUCAGAGCUUGUCAGUGAGCUCAUGAGUCCAGUGCCUUUCACGAGAUCAUACAGUUCUUGUCUGUAUUGUGACUCAGUUUCACUUCUGCCAGAAGCAGGCUUUUCUCCAGAACAUGAUGUGGGCUCAGGCGAUUAUGUUGAAACUUUGUCCAUCAAAGCCUCUGAAGUACAAGGCAUAACUCCAUUUAUAACUAUAAUUACUGACGGGUAUGAAUUAGAGGAGCCUACACCUGAGAUUUUUGAUACUGCUUUUCCGUCAAGACCAGUUGUUUCAUUUUCUUCAAGAUUCGCAGAAAUGCCCCAUUCAAGUGUGUUUUUAUUAAGCACUAUGGACACUGUCCUUAACAGCAGAACACGUAUAACAAUUUCUCCUUCUUACCAUCAGCUCCCUGGAGGAACGUCACUGAGCAUGUCUGUUGCCCAGUUUUCCCUCCCUGUUCUGGAAACGGUUUUGUUGACGCCAAGCACUCAUGUAGAACUUCCUGAUGCCACCACUGUUCUGUUUGACUCUACCUUCAUCCCGAGCGAGCCGGUAGCAUCGUUUGCAGUCAGUCAUACGACUUUGCUGGAGUUGCCAGAAUUAAUGCCAUCAGAAUCUGUGGUUUUGCUUGACAAAACAUCUACAAGGGAAGAACCGUCUUCAAAUAUUUCAGAUUUUCCAUCCAAUCUUUUAUCAACACCAUUUCUUAUUGAACCGAGCUACUUGUCUUUAUCAUCGGCCAUGCUAAAUUCUUACUCUGUCAUGCGAAGUGAUUUAUCAACACUCUUACCUCAGACCUUGUUGACUGGGACAUCAGUACUUUCUGAGGAUGUUUCCAGCUGGGAUUUAGCUACCACUGUCAGGUCUGCUACUGACGCCGAGGUUUCUCAGUUCCCUCUUGGCCAAACAUCAUACUUUUAUUCAAAUGCAUCCUCUGUUCCAGGUGCACAUGUUCCUGAAAUAACGCUGUCAUCAGAUUUUCACUCCGAGUUGUCUGUGUUUCUGGAAGCACCCUCAGUAUUGCCAGCAGGCUCUGAAGUUGUGUUUACCUCAGCUGUUACAGGAGCUACCUCUCAGUUGGAGCCUUCAUUCUCCGCCUCUCACUCCGUGGUUCCUACCCUGGUGCUGCCUGCUUCCGACACCCAGUCUGUUACCAGCAGCAUCUUGCUCAAUGAAACAAAUCUGAUCUCUUUGUUUACUACCUUUCUGGCAACUCCUGUCUUAAAUGUAUCUUCAUCUCUGCUCUCAACUGCUCCGGCUUCUGAUGAGGAUAUUGGUGCUACAGUUAACCCCACGCUGCUUUUAACGUCUCGCAGCGAGGGCAGUGCCCACACAGCCUUUCCUCCCGCAGACCCUGACAGCCUGACGUCACGUGCCGACACCAGCCGCGUGAUGCCCUUUCCUACAGCAUCUCUUUCUGUGACCACAUCAUUUGCUCCCACGCAAUUUCCUCCGACUUCUAGCCCUCCCACUGGAUAUGAAGUUCCAGCAGGAAGCAGUGUAACUGCUGGUACUGAGGCAUCGGCUGCUCCCACCACUGUCCUCACCACCACCGCCACCAGUGCCACGGGCAGCCGCGGCACGACUGUUGCAGGCAGUCUGGGGACGUUCUCCUCCACCCCUCUGGUGACCACUACUCCACCUGAACCUCUGGUCGUAACCUCUGCCGUGACUACUACCAGGCAACCCUACGUCUGCGACAUCACGGUUCCCGAUGCUUACUUAGUCACUGCGGUGCUGGCCCGAAGAGCUGUUCUACAAAAUGUCAGUGAAUCCAUCAGAGAAGUGCUCAGAGUUCAGUUCAGGCGAUCAGUAGAGCUAGAGGUUUAUAAAAUUUCCCCCAAAUUUGCUUUCUUGGUGACAUCAGGUCCUUUUGUUUACACGGCAGUAGCUGUCAUAAAUGUGCUUGUGAACAGCAGUCUUCUUUGUGGUGAGACCCCCAUGAUCCUUUCACUGCAUCCUUCUUUCACUGUGCCAGAUAACAGAUUCCAAGUUCAGACAGUGCUUCAGUUUGUGCCUCGGAACGUGGAUGUUGGGUUCUGCAACUUUAGCCGGCGCAUUGAGAAAGGGCUGAAAAUGGCAUUCAUGGAAGUGAGCAAACAUCAGGAGUUCUACAACUUCACUGUGCAGAUACUGAAUGUAACUCUGAGCAGGCCUGGGGCGGCAUUUCGGCAAGGCCCCGUGAGCAUUGUUUUUGCCAUCCGAGAUAGGUACGGUUUUCUAAAUGGGUCUGAAGUCAGUGAGCAGCUAAGAAACUUGUCCGUGGUGGAAUUCAGCUUCUAUCUGGGCUUUCCUGUGCAGCAAAUUGCUGAACCCUUUCAUUAUCCUAAGCUUAAUGUGUCUCAGUUGAUGAAAUCUUCCUGGGUGAGAACAGUUCUCUUGGGUGUCGUCGACCAGCGAAUUCAGGAGGAAGUGUUUCAGGCUGAGAUGGAGCGGAAACUAGCUCACCUGUUAAACGAGGCUUUGGCCAGAGGGCGGAUAUGGAGACGAGCCAGUUUUGCAGGCAGCAACAUUGUGCAGAUUGUGAACGUGUCACGGUUAGUUGGUGUUGAUAACCCCGUGGAGCUGAUCUAUUUUGUGGAGGACCAAGAUGGAGAGAGACUCAGUGCUCUGAAGUGCUCAGACCUGAUGAACAGAGUUGAUAUCCAGCGGGCUGCAAUCAUCCUUGGAUACCGCAUUGAAGGCACCGUUGCACAGCCUGUGGAGAAGCUGAAGGAGUCCACCUCAGAGUCACAGAAUAGCAACCUAUGGAUUAUCGUUGGUGUGGCAGUCCCAGUUGCUGUGGUGCUCCUGAUCGUUAUUAUUUUAUACUGGAAACUUUGUCGAACAGACAAGCUGGAGUUUCAGCCAGACACGAUGAGCAACAUUCAGCAGCGACAGAAGCUACAAGCCCCCAGCGUGAAAGGCUUUGAUUUUGCAAAGCAGCAUCUGGGCCAGCACAAUAAAGAUGAUGUCCUGAUUAUCCAUGAGCCAGCUCCUUUACCAGGACCUGUUAAGGAUACUACCCCAUCUGAAAAUGGAGAUGUGCCCAGCCCCAAAUCCAAGACUUCCUCAAAGCCUUCAAAGACUGUUCGACACAGAGGGAGAGUUUCGCCAUCAGACGCUGACUCCACAGCAAGUGAACAAUCCAGCGGGAGAGAGACAGGAGAAGAAACUGCAAGACCAUCAACUGUUGCAAACGAGGGCAAAUCACGCAGAGCAGUGAAGAAGGGACCUCCUCAGACCAGCAGUGGAAAUGAGCAGCAUUCCUCAGCCUCUAUCUUCGAACAUGUGGAUAGGAUGUCACGUUCCUCAGAUGCCAGCAGACGGGUCCCAAGCAAGAUCCAGCUGAUUGCUAUGCAACCGAUGGCAGCACCUCCGGUUCAGAACUCAGUGCUUUCUGAUCGAGUAGCAGAGACCAACAAAAUUAAUAAAGAGAUACAAACAGCCCUGAGGCAUAAAUCUGAGAUUGAGCAUCACCGCAAUAAGAUUCGUCUUCGUGCCAAGCGCAAAGGGCACUAUGAAUUUCCAGUGGUGGAUGAUGUGGUAGUGGUUGACUCCAAAGAACAGCACAGAAUAUACCGCAAGGCACAGAUGCAGAUUGACAAGAUCUUGGAUCCUGGAGGCAGUGUGCCUACUGUCUUCAUAGAGCCCAGGAAGAGUUCUCGUGCAAAACGUUCUCCCAAGCAGCGUCGGCGACAUCAGAUGAAUGGUAGUCCUAUCGAUGCAGAAAAGGACAGGUUAAUCACAACUGACAGUGAUGGGACAUACAAAAGGCCUCCAGGAGUCAAUAACUCUGCAUAUAUUUCUGAUCCAGACUUGCCUCCUGAACCUCAGACAUCAUCUUCAGCUGAUCUGGGGAAGUUCCCCGGCUUGCCUUCCCACCCAGUCUCCCAGUACGUCCCACCGCAGCCAUCCAUUGAAGAGGCUCGGCAAACCAUGCACUCGCUGCUGGAUGAUGCUUUUGCGCUGGUGGCUCCCAGCAGCCAAGCAGCCAAUUCCACAGCCGUCACACCACCCGGGGUCUCUGCAGGACAGCCGAGAUACGUGGAAUUUGGAAUGACUCCGCCAACAGCACCAGGUCUCCUACCAAGGCAGAACUUUGGGCCAGGUUUUCUUCAACCUGCAGAGUUAAUGCACCCAGACCAGCAGCCACCUGAGGCUCAGUAUUCCUCCAGAGGGAUAUACUCAGAGGAAAUGCCACCAGUGGCACGGCCACGACCAGUUGGAAGCACUGCAGGUUCUCAGAUACAGCACCUCACUCAGGUGGGAAUUGCUAGCAGGAUCGGAGGUCAACAAGUGGAGAUCCCCUCAGGCAGAGCAGGGCAUGGCCAGCCGGGGGGGCCAGGGUGGCCGCAGUACCGUGGAGAGGAUGAAUAUGCUAGGCGAGAUGCAACGCAUAUGCAUGGACACCAAGAAUAUUCCUCCUCACCAGUAUUCCAGAUGCCGAGGACUUCAGCCAGGCAGCCUUCAGCACCCCCUGCUCAACUUCCACACAACAGCCUUCAGGGCCAGGGCCUUUGCUACACCACCAGUUCCACUGAGGACCUCCAGCCCGGUCACUCUUCAGCCUCUCUUAUCAAAGCUAUUAGAGAAGAACUUCUACGACUUUCUCAGAAACAGACGACAGUGCAGAACUUCCAUAGCUGAUUUAGCAUUCCCUUGCAAAUCUGCCAGGUAUCUGCUUCCUAUGGAAGCAAAGACUUAGAGGAAAUCAGCAAUGUUCUCUCAAAAGAAUGAACUUCCACAGUUCUGUUGACAACACUCCGGAAAAAAUGAAAAAGGCAGCAAAAUGAGGAUAGUAAGGAGAGAUGGGGGACAAACAGGGAAAAUCAUCAGUGUCAUCACAAGUAAUAUUAAUUAAUCUGCUAAUAUUACGGUGCUCCUCUUCUCUCCCUACCCUCAUUCAGCCUAACAAAUAAAUAAAACCUUAGGUCAAGAAGUCAACAAUCCAGCAACAAAAAAAUCACAGGAACAAACUCGAAGUAUGAUAGACUCCUUUUUCUAAGGAAGCAGGCGAAGGUUUGAAUAAACUAAGAUGACAUUUUGCAAGAGAUUACAAGUAUUCUGAACUCUCCAGUGCUUACGGGGAACUGGUUUGUGUUGCUGUUCUGCAAGAUUACAAACUGUAUCAGCUCAAGGGUGUCGAAGGUGUGAUCCCACAUAAGAAUCGCUUUGGUUGUCAGGAACAAUGGGACUACUUAGAAUAAAGUCUUUAUGAGCUACAUGUAACAAACUGGAACAAUAAUUGUUAUAGCUCUGUGCUUCCAAAUGGAGCUACCCUCUGCACUCUUCCUUGUUUUCCUUCUGGUGCUGAAGCUUCAAGUGUUCCUUCAUCUUCAAUGUUUGCAAAGUGAAACAUUGGCCUUGUAUAACUAAGAAAAUAUCUGUAGACUUAUUCAGGCUGGAAAAACAAAGCAAAGCAUCCAAACAGAAAGGGCUUGGUAUUUAUUUUGUUUAAGAAUUAUUGAAAACUAGGAGAGGAAUACUCAGCCACAGUUGAAUUUGAGGAAAUGUGUAUGUAUAUCUUUAAAAAAUAUAUUUACAUUCUAUACGCUCUUGCAAGACCAGCGAUAAAAUAUUGCCACUCUGUAGUUUGCUUUGUGGACAGAAACCAAUCCAGCCUGACUGGUACAGGGUCACCAGCAUUACGUUAUAAGUUGAUGUCCUAAAUCAUUGCUUAUGUUUGGAUCUGAAUAAUUUUAGUGAAAGUCAGUGACAGUUUAGAGCAUUAACAUAGGCUUAGAUUUGAGGUUUUGAGACAGUUUCUAUAUUUAUACUUGUUUCCACUGUCCCUUUGGACAAAGAGUAAGCAUUAUCCCCCAUGGUAAGAAUGGUACGUGCCAUGGAACUGUUUGUUGCUGUUUUUUCCAGAGUUUUAAUUUAAUACUAGCUAUGAAUUUACUAAUAUUUGGCCAUUGCAUAACUGUAACUGACAUAAUACAUACAAAAAUUUUACUUAAGUCUUGAUUUGUUGGAGUGUUUUUAUUUUCAGAUCAGACUGAACUAAAGCUAACAAACUGGCACAGGGAUAGAGGGUAAGCUCAGUGUUUGUGAGGCGGCUUGGGAGC